Messenger RNA from Anthostomella pinea, 294 nucleotides. NCBI's taxonomy places the organism in Eukaryota, Fungi, Ascomycota, Sordariomycetes, Xylariales, Xylariaceae. The record is from the annotation of a GenBank genome assembly.
AUGGUAUACCCGAGGGCUGAGAAGUCCUCGGGUGUGGUCACUGGUGUUCCAUUGGCCAAGCCUAAAAGUGGACGAAACAAUUUCCAGAAGAAUGGCAGCGUCGUAUCGCAACUUCGCGAGAAAGGUGAGGAUACCAUGGCUAAUACUCAUCCUGGGGGCGAUCUCUUGGCGAACAGGUGGAACCCAAUGUCAUUGUCUUUGAUGACGGCUUCUACAGUCUCUAGACUCAUGGCCAUGUGGCAGAAGCAAGGGCUGGGCCUGGAGCUGGAGCUGGAGAGCAUCCUGUUCUUCUAA